CCUCUUUCUUGUGAUCCCAGAACCAUUACAUAGAGUAGAGUACAUACAUCAUACCGGCCACUUGUAGAUAGAUGACGCCUGCAUGCAGGGUCCCCUCGCGUCCACCACGCACUAGUGAUGUUUGCACCCCACAACCUUUAACGAACCAACAUGUCGCGCUUUUCACUUUACACGACACCGACGCGCCCUCCAUACACACCUUGAAUCCACACUGAUGGCGGAGAUGGAGAUGGGCAGUAGUAGCAUCAGUCCAGCCAAAAAACGAAAACGCAGCUACUCCUCGUCCUCGUCGUCCUCGCGCUCCUCAUCCAGCCCCGACCGAACCCCGGCACGCAGACCGGUGGUCGUUUCUUCCUCCGAAGACGAAGAUGAUGUAUCGGAAUACAAGCAGUCAUCGUCGCCCCCAUUGCCCCCGCCAGAAUCGGCUUGGGGUUCGGGCGAGGAUGAGCAUUCGUCCGUGAUCAGUGGCUCGCGGAGGAGCGAAAAGAUUGCGGGCGCUGAGGGCGACGGGGAUUGGGAUUGGGGGAGUGUUGAUGGGACGGACGCGGACGCGGACGAAGAUAGGAACGGGGAUAGGACGGAGAAUAUGGAGUGGGAGGAUGAUGCUUGGGGGAGUGUUGAACCAGCGAGUGAUGCUGAGAAGCAAGGGGAGCCCGCCGCGCGGGUCAAUGGUGGGGGCGUUGGGAUUGCGACAGAUGAUGAUUGGGGGAGUGUUGAGCCUACCGAGGAUGAGGAUGGCGACGGGGAUGUGACAAUUGUUCCGGAUGGUGGAGACGAUGAGGAGAGUGAGGAGAGUGAGGAUGAAGAACGGGAAAACGUGCAGCACGCGCAAGUCAGUAUUGACGACCAAGCUACAGCCGACGAUGACUGGGGCAGCGUUGAGGCGGCCUCGGACGGCGAGGGGAGAGUCCAAUCUGAGGGAGCGGAGGACAGUGGAGACGAGGAGGACACCGGGCCCGCGCUAGGAAGAGCCACCGACGAAGAAGCCUAUGAAGCCGAGUCGGAAGAGGAAAUAUAUCCCCAUCGCCGCCGGAGGCCGGUUAUCCACUCGCCAGAACUAUCAGCAGAAGACGAUGAAGAUGACGACUCGACGACCUCAACCUCCCGCUCCUCCCGCUCCCGCAUAUCUCAAACCUCAGAAACGUCUUCCCCGUCCCCGUCCCCGUCCCCCCCACCUCUAUCCAGCAAAUCCCGUUUCAUACGAAACGCCUCGCAGCAAUUCCACGAAAGCCUAGAUGCGGAAUCCCCCCCACGCGUCAAGGGCCGGCGGCGAGGGGCCCAGAGAAAUAAAUUCACCACGGAGUAUGUGGAUCUUCUCAACACCGAGAUCCGGGCGGCGCGGGACAGGUCUAUCUACAGCACCUCCGAUGCUUUCCGUCGACAGGGAUGCUACGUGCUCCUGUCGUAUUGGACACCCGACGAGCAAGACGUAUUUUUCAACCACCUCGCAGUGCUGAGAAAGGACGCAGUUGAUGGCAUCGCCAAAGCCGUGGGAACAAAAACCGUCUUCGAGUGUCGCGCGUAUAUACAGCUACUAGAGGAGGGGCUGUUGGAGGUACAGGGGAGAAGGAGUGUCUCGCGCUCGCGGGAUACCGUAGGGCUGGGGGAAAUUCCAGCCGCGGUGGAACUAUCGGAGGACUGUGUGGCGGCGCUCGAGCGCCAGGCCGAUUUCGUCGAGGACCGGAAACGACGGGAUGAGGAGCGGUUUGAAAAGCGGCGGUGGGGAGAUUGUUGGCUCAUCGAUGAGGAGCUUGCGGCGGAGGUGAAGAGCCUGUAUAAAGCCGAUGAUACCGAGGGGAUUAACGAGAUCGCUCCAGAGGCCGAGCUGCUCGAUGUUGCCAAGAUUCUGGACCUCUCGGAGAAGUACUUCAUGAACGGCUCUGGCGAGAGUAACUACCGAGCCUUCGCCCCGCGCGGCGAGACUCCGUCAAUGCGCUACACCGCCUUGCAAGACCUCCACAGUCUGGUCCUCUCCGUUACCCGCCGCAUAGUUCAGACCAGCAUCUUCAUGGCCGAGUCCCGGCUUCGGAAUAUGGAAAACCAGAUCUUCGCACCAGCGCCAUUUAUCCGUGCUGACGACGUGCAAGCCGCAGUGGAGGCAAUGAGUCUGCCCCAAAACACGGUGCAGUACUGGGCGCAGCUACCACGGCGUACCGGACUGGCAGUUGUCGAACACAUCAUCCAGAUGAAAUACAAAGUUCCGAAGACGAUGGAGCUCACGCACGUCGAGGAGUUCCUGAACAAGCCCAUCACGAAAGUCAGUGGCACAAAGAUCAGGCGGAAACCCCAGGCACCAGAAGCGAAUAGCAACCCCCCUUCCGAAGCCGAGGACUCCGACGCAAGCGAGGCAGGAUCCCCCACCGCUCGGUCCUCAUUCUCCUCCCUAGAUCCCGACUCCUCAGACCUCUCCGACGACGACGCCAUGACAACCCACCCCUCGGCCGCCCACAUCCGGCGCACACGGAAACUGGCCCUUCUCGCCGCAGCAGAGGACCGCUACAUGAACGCCAUCGACGCAAGACAAUCCCUGCGUGAGGAGAAACAGCUGUGGCGAGUGAUGGGCUUUUCCCCCACCACAUCCGCAGAUGAGAAUGAGGAGGAGGGGGAUGAGGGGGAAGUACCAAACCCUCUCCGCCGCCAAGUGCGGGAUCUCGAGUGUACCACCGACUGGCGUGACGACGUGGUAUACCACGCACCGUGGGAGGUGGUGAAAAAAUUCGAUACGAUUUCGUGGCCGGAGGCCGAGCACACCCAUCAAGAUGCACUACCGGACCAGCCAGCAACUCCAAACCGGAAUCGAAAACGACGGAGGAUCCAAUACUCCGACGACGAAGAGGAGGAAGCGGAGGCUACGCCGACAGAUUCAAGCGCCAGCGAUGUCGAAAUGCCACCAGCAAAAAAGCCCAGGUCCAAGUUACAAUCACAAUCGCAAUCACAAUCACAAGCACAAUCACAAUCGAGGCCAAAAUCGAAACCGAAAUCGAAGCCGAAACCCGCACCACCCCCACCCCCACCACCGGUACAGAGAUCCCCGAGAAAAGCACGGAAUAGAAGACAGAGCGCUGCGCCGGUGGGAUUCGUGAAUACUGUUGAUGCGCUUAUGGACUCUGACGAUGGUGCUGCUGGGGACGCUGUUGGAGGCGGGGAGGAGCCACGGGAAUAUGAGUAUGUGGCGGAAUAUGAGGAGGAUGAGGAGGGGGAUGAUGAGUAUCAAGAGGAGGAGGAAUAAGCGGUUGUACAUAGUUUUUUGAUGAUUUUGGUUAUGGAUAAUGGGCGAGCGCCUGGUUUUGGAACUUAGAACUUGGUGGGGCGUUUAUUUUACUUUAUCUUUUUAUUUCGGUUUUUGGUGGGAAAUACCAAUUACAUUCAGUUACGAGGGAAUGGGGAUUAGUUUCUCGAUGGAACUGCGGCGGUCGUUGCUUUACUAUACAGAUGGUGCGUAGAUUAUGAAUGAGGC
Messenger RNA from Tricharina praecox, 3457 nucleotides. RefSeq lists its product as uncharacterized. Gene Ontology annotation, molecular function: RNA polymerase I general transcription initiation factor activity; rDNA binding. The transcript has a single exon. Gene Ontology annotation, cellular component: RNA polymerase I upstream activating factor complex. Gene Ontology annotation, biological process: transcription initiation at RNA polymerase I promoter; nucleolar large rRNA transcription by RNA polymerase I. Lineage: Eukaryota; Fungi; Ascomycota; Pezizomycetes; Pezizales; Pyronemataceae. Bases 215 to 3229 code for a protein of 1004 amino acids. The record is from RefSeq and is a predicted model, not a curated record.